ACCGCUAACAUAAAAUGACCCUUUUUUCUUAUCAAGUUUUGUAAAAACGUUAGCUCUUACGUCACUCGGAUUGGAAAUAAAGGAAGUCGGAAAUGAACAUAAACACUCUAUAAGACUAUACAACCCUUUAAUCUUCGAAAAAAUGCACCGGAUCAACACUGUCAUCCUUCAAUUGAAAAAUUAACACGUGAUUGAAAAAAAAAAUAAUCUCUCUCCUCUCUUCUUACCUUUUUCUCUAUCUUUCACUCCUCCGUCCCCCCUGAAUAUUCUGUGUUCUACGAGUACUAAAUAUGCUCUCUUAAUCUGCAUAAAAGAGACAACAACAGAAGCCUAAAUUUGAAAAUUGCAAUACUCAUUUGUCUUUCUCCAGUCCCUUUUUCUGUUUCCCAAAAACGAGAGUAAUUUCCUUGUCUAUUCCCAAUAACUCAGAAACUUACAAUGGAUUCAACACCUCUAUGCCAACCCCACUUUGUAUUCAUCCCCUUAAUGACCCCAGGUCAUCUCCUUCCCAUGGUAGACAUGGCAAAGUUAUUCGCACGACGCAAUUUGAAAGUGACCAUAGUCACCACACCCCUCAAUUCCAUCCAAUUCCGAGGCAGCAUAGAAAGAGAGAUUCAAUCUGGUUCACCCAUCCAAAUUCAACUUAUUCAAUUUCCAAACAAAGAGGCUGGAAUACCAGAAGGGUGUGAGAGUUUCGACACUCUGCCUUCAAUAGAUCUAGUGGAGAACUUUAACAUCGCCUUAUGCAUGUUGCAGCAGCCACUAGAAGAGCUUUUCCAAAAGAUAACACCCACUCCAAGCUGCAUAAUAUCUGACAAAAGCAUCACAUGUGCAGUUGAUAUUGCCAACAAGUUACAAAUUCCAAGAAUAGUAUUUGAUGGGACUAAUUUUUUCAAUCUCCUCUGUAAUCACAAUUUACACGAAGUCGAUGAUGCUAUUAUCUCUGAUGAAGAGAAAUUUCUUGUCCCAGGAAUGCCCCAUAGAAUCGAAUUGCGAAAAUCUCAGCUCCCCGGGAUAUUCAAUCCUGGCACUCACAUAAAGUUGAAUUCUUUUCGUGAGGCAGUGAGAGUAGCUGCAGAAAAAUCAUAUGGGUUGGUGGUUAAUAGUUUCGAAGAGUUGGAAGAAGAAUACGUUAAAGAGUAUAAAAGGGUCACGGGCAAAAAGGUAUGGUGUGUUGGUCCUGUGUCACUGUCCAAUAAGGACGAAUUGGACAAAGCUGAGAGAGGUAAAAAGAGAAACUCCAAUGAUGAAAGCAAGUAUAUGAAGUGGCUUGAUUCAUGUCCUUCAACCUCUGUGAUUUACGUGUGCCUUGGUAGCCUAAACCGUGCAACACCUGAGCAGUUGAUAGAGGUGGGUCUAGGAUUGGAAGCAACAAAAAGGCCAUUCAUUUGGGUGCUGAGAGGUGCAUAUAAAAGAGAGGAAAUGGAGAAGUGGCUAUUGGAAGAUGGGUUUGAGGAGAGGGUUAAAGGGAGAGGACUUUUGAUCCAUGGUUGGGCCCCACAAGUGUUGAUAUUAUCACACAAAGCAAUAGGAGCAUUCUUGACACAUUGCGGAUGGAAUUCCACACUUGAAGGGAUUUGUGCUGGAGUGCCCUUGAUUGCAUUUCCUCUCUUCGGUGAGCAGUUUUAUAAUGAGAAGGUUGUUGUACAAUUGUUGGAAAUUGGGGUGAGUGUGGGAUCUGAAACUGUUGUGCACUUUGGAGAGGAAGAGAAGUCUUGUGUUCAGGUCUGGAGGGAAAAUGUUAAAGAUUCUAUUGAGAAGGUAAUGGGUGACGAAAAUGAAAAUGAGAAGAUAAGGGAAAGAGCAAGAAAAUACGCGGAUAUGGCAAGGAAAGCAAUAGAAGAGGGUGGAUCUUCUUAUCACAACAUGUCACUACUAAUUGAAGACAUAAUAAAUGUCAAUAGGAUAAACCACAUAGCAAAACCAUAACUGAGAGUCUGAAACGCUUUCACAGAUCCAAUUACACCUGCAGGGAAUACUUUUAUAUAAUUUGCCAUACCCUAGUCGUAAGUCUCUGUAUAUCCGUAGAUUGUUGAAUCUCUAUUAGAACUCAAAUGUCACUAGCAGGAUGUAAUUUGAUUAGCAUACAUGAUAUGUCAUUUUGAUAUUAGGGAUUAAAGCAUCGUGUAAUGUUUGGACAGU
This is a messenger RNA of Gastrolobium bilobum, 2142 nucleotides long. Its product is annotated as UDP-glycosyltransferase 73C4-like. The record is from RefSeq and is a predicted model, not a curated record. Gene Ontology annotation, molecular function: UDP-glycosyltransferase activity. NCBI's taxonomy places the organism in Eukaryota, Viridiplantae, Streptophyta, Magnoliopsida, Fabales, Fabaceae. The transcript has a single exon. Bases 439 to 1929 code for a protein of 496 amino acids.